GAAUAUUUCAGAUUUUCAGAUUACUUUGAUAAUUUUAUUAAAUUAAAAAUAAAAAUGAUUAACGUUGUUAGUUCUUUCAGGAGUUCUCUUCUCGAUACAUCGGACGAAGUGCAAGUAGAUGUCGAUACACUAGAAGAAGGAGACAGUCAGAUGUUGCGGUUAUGGGAAUCUGGAAAUUCUGCAAAUGCCUCUCCUGCUGAUUCUACCUCCACUAAUAAUGGUGCUUCAUCGUCGAAGAAAGAAAAGAAAAAGUUACAUCCUAAUCGUCCCAGCCAUAGUUGUAACUCUAAAAAAAGCAGAGUUCGUCCUUCACAGGGAAGCGUGGGAAGCAAUUCCAGUCAAGGAUCAACUGGACAAAGUAGUUUUGAAAUUAUUUGAACUUAAAGAAGUGAUGAGACAUUCCUAUGAUAUGCUUAUUAUUAUUUUUUCUUGAUCCUACUGCCCAGAUGUUGAGUAUGUGCUACUUACCAAAAGAAGUGAUGCUAGUGAUCUAUGUCAUCAGGAACAACACUUACUUUUGUUUUGAAAUGUUACUACGAAGGUCGAGAUCAAGAUUUGGAUGGUGUUGGCAAAUGUUGUAGUGAGAAAAAAUAAAUUAACCUGAUGGUUAAGGAUUGUAAAAUUUGUGCAGGAAGAAAAAAUGGAAUUCUCUUUCACUCGUUUCUGAAAUACUGUCCAUAAUAGAUGGCAGAAUUGACUGUAUUUAUCGACACGUCUCGAGGAUGUCGCUCGAGUCGCCGUCGUGUCAGACUACAGGUAUCUCUGUAGUUGUAUGGUAUUGUAAUAAACCUUUAAAGGAAUUACAAAAUAUGCAUUCCAAGAAAGGAUAUUUUGCACAUUUAACAUCAUGCAAAGUCAGUGCUAUUUUUACUUAAAAUCUUUUAGUUAAUUGUUUUUGGUUAUACUGUGUUAUUCUAGAAAGAAUCUAAGGUUUAUUUAAAAAGCGUUAUGAUAUGUUUAUUGGAAACAACUUAACUGAAAUGCUCUCUGCAAGAUUCGUUUUAUUUAUUUUUUAUUAUUGGAGGAAUGUUACGUGUAAAAUUAACACGAAAGAUAGUCGAAUUUCAAACAUCUGCAUCGGUAAAAAUAGGCCUCUAGCCUUCUCUAGACGUGGCGCAGUACAGAAAUAGCCGGAUACGGUCCACCCGCCGUUAAUUUCGAAGACAUUACUGACAAAAUGAUUUAUCAAUAUUGCUUAUUUUUGAUUAAGAAAUUCUGUAAGUAGUCAAUAUUGUUAACAUGAAUGCACUUUUAGGGAAUUUGCAAGUGCAAAAUCCCUUUUCCUGAAGAAAUAUUUACAUUGUGGAAUGCAAUAAAACAGCACUGUUGACUUAUAUAGUCAUUGAUGAUGUGAAAUUUGUUUUAUAGUGUAAAUUUGUUUUUUAUUUUUUAAUAAUUUGUUUAAAGACAGUAAAUGGAUGUUUUUUUUCUUCCAGUAUUAUUACUGUCUUCCAACAUCAAUUGUAAAAAUUAAAUAAAACACAAAUUAGAUGAGGUAA
This is a messenger RNA of Centruroides sculpturatus (bark scorpion), 1499 nucleotides long. RefSeq lists its product as uncharacterized. The coding region runs from base 55 to 378 and encodes 107 amino acids. Lineage: Eukaryota; Metazoa; Arthropoda; Arachnida; Scorpiones; Buthidae. The transcript is spliced from 2 exons. The record is from RefSeq and is a predicted model, not a curated record.